This is a messenger RNA of Sorghum bicolor (sorghum), 1593 nucleotides long. RefSeq names its product zinc finger protein 316. The transcript has a single exon. Bases 1 to 1593 code for a protein of 530 amino acids. Gene Ontology annotation, molecular function: DNA-binding transcription factor activity. NCBI's taxonomy places the organism in Eukaryota, Viridiplantae, Streptophyta, Magnoliopsida, Poales, Poaceae. The record is from RefSeq and is a predicted model, not a curated record.
AUGGACUCCUCCAGCCGCCGCCCGCUCUCCGAUCUGCUAGGCGCUGGGGCUGGGGACGACGACCUCGAAGAGGGCGAGUACGUCCCCAGUCACUACCAGUCGUCCUCCGACUCCGACACCGACGACGACGAUCGCUUUGAUCAUCAGUCGUCCUACCCGCAGCACGGCGGCCGCAUGCGCCGGCUGGAAGACAUCGUCGCGGAGGGCCGGGUCGGCGCCGGCGCAGCACGCCUGCCGCCGGCGUCGCCCACUCCUUCUUCCGAAUCUGAGGGCACAAUCAGCGACCACCGCAGCGUCUCAUCUGGCGGCGGCGGCGGCGCGCGGCCGGCGCGGAAGUUCCCCUGCUACGUCUGCGGCAAGGGGUUCAGCAGCCGCAAGGCAGUGGACGGCCACAUGAGGGUCCACGGCAGCGGCAGCGGGAGCGGCGCGCGCCAUGCGGUGGCGUUCAGUGGCGGCUGGGCCGCCACUGGCAGGCGUGGCUCGAUAGGGGGCAAAAGCAAGCCUUCAGCCGCGGUGGCGGCCUCUCUGGAUUCUGAGUCGACGGGCCACUCCACGGCCGUCGUCGCGGUACAAGUGCAGCAGCCCUUGGAGCCAGUGCCCAUGGCGUUCGCGGCGACCAAUCUGUCGCCGAUGCCUUCUUCCACCAGAACCAAUCUGUCCGGGGAGGACGACGAGGGCAGCAGCGCCGCCAGCGCCACCGCGCAGCCGGUGGUGCACUAUGAUGAGCCCGUGGCGGCGGCGGCUGUGGUGGCAGUGGCAGUUGGAGCAAACCCUUCUUCCACUGCGGAUGGGGCUGGGGCUAGGGCUGGGCCCGUCGACCACCAGCUGGCUGUGGCAGAUCAACAAGCUCCUGCUCCACAAGAUCACCGCCAGGCUGUGUCUGUGCCUCCUCCAGCAGCGCAGAAAUCUCAGCUCACCGAGCAGCCACUCGUGCCGCCGCCUGCUGCUGCACCUGCAGCCCAGCUCCAGCAAGGCGGCGGCCAGCUCGUGCCACUGCCCCGCCCCGCUCAGCCACCGCGGGAGUACAGCUGCAAAGACUGCGGCAAGACCUACUCGACGCACCAGGGGCUCGGUGGCCACGCCGCCGGGCACAAGAACAGGCAGAGGGAGCAAGAAGCAAUGGCGGCGGCCGCGGGGAUGAUGAUGAUGCCCCACGGCGGCGGCGGUGGCGCCGAGUUCCUCGCUGCGCUCCGCCGCGGCCGCAAGGCGGAGGAGCCGCACGCGUGCCAGAAGUGCCACAAGGUGUUCGCAACAGGAGUCGCGCUCGGUGGCCACAUGAGGAUGCACUACACUGGCCCGCCGAUCGUGCACAAGAGCAAGAGGAGGUGUGUGGCACUCGUUGCAGCAGGGCAGCAGCAGCCGCCGCCGCCGCCUGCCGUCACCGAGGCCGACCUUAGGCUUGCGCUGUCCGCUGCUAAUACUGAGGAGCCGUCGUCGUCGGCUGCACCGGCCAUGGCGGGCACCGGCAGACUGCGUCUCUUUGGCAUUGACAUCGGACCACUGGUACAACAAGCGGCGCCGGCGCCAUCAGAGCAACAAGGGUCCGGCACGAUGGAGGAUUAUUCGUCCGCCGGCGAGCAGCAGCACAAGUAG